Messenger RNA from Danaus chrysippus (African queen), 423 nucleotides. NCBI's taxonomy places the organism in Eukaryota, Metazoa, Arthropoda, Insecta, Lepidoptera, Nymphalidae. The record is from the annotation of a GenBank genome assembly.
AUGGUCGAGGUACGCUUGGUGGAGCUUCGUGUCCAACUGGCACAUCACUGGUGCGGGCUGCAGGUGGUGGGGUGCCGCGUGGUUGUGUGCCGCGACGCUGCCGCCGGCACAUGUCGCCGCGCCGCUUGCCGCUACUACCACAUCCCCGUGCAGCUACCUCCCGCGCGCUGCGCCCCCCCUAACCUCACCCCUCCACCUCCCCACACACACACACACACUCACACACACGCGCACCCCCGGCCCCAUCCCUCCGCCACUUCAUCUCCUUCGACCCUCGUCGUCCCUAUCCCCCGACACCCUCGGAAUGGCAGGUUCGUUAGUCUGGUACUGACGCUCCCCGGCGGAGACUCUCCCGAGCGACGCGAGCGUGCGGGGAGUCCUCACCCCCGCCCCCCUCGCGCUCGCCUCGCCUCCAGGGAAUGA